CAGCAGCAGAAGAGAACAAUAGCUGAAAAGCCACAAUGAGCUCUCCCACAAAGUCUCCAAACCCACUUCCCUUCUUACCCCUUUCAUUCUCUCUAUUCCUAGUUCCUCCUUUUCGCCAUCCUUAGAUUGUCAUUUUUUUUUAAUAACUUGAAUUUGAAUUAUCUUCCGCGAAUUGGAAGUCAUGAGGCCCGGCCCUCUGUAUUCUGUAAUCUCCACAAAUAUAGUGAAAUUGUUUCUCUCAUACUUGUGGACUAACUAACUAAUACGCAUUGUGUCAGUGAACUACGUAAGUCUCCGUGUUAUUUACAUUCCUGCAUGGUCGAUUAUUGCGAUCCGUUAUUAACACCUUCCAUCCUCUUGCUCUGGCCAGGUUUUGCUCUGAAUUGUUUGUGCUUUCUGGUGGGGUUCUGUAAAUGGACGAUUUGGGUGAGGGGAUUGAGGGACAACCUGAGACUUUGGCGAUUGAGGAUGCUGUCAAAGUUCUUUUACAAGGUUUGGGAGAGGAUAUCAAUAGAGAAGGAAUCAAAAAGACUCCAUUUCGUGUUGCCAAGGCCCUGCGAGAAGCCACUAAAGGUUAUAAACAAAAGGUGAAGGACAUAGUUGAGGGAGCUUUGUUCCCCGAAGCCGGUCUGGAUGCUACAGUGGGAAAUGCAGGCGGAGCUGGGGGCCUCGUUGUUGUCCGAGAUCUCGAUCUCUUCUCCUACUGUGAGUCCUGCCUGCUUCCUUUCCAGUUCAAGUGCCACGUCGGUUAUAUUCCAUCAGGCCACAGAGUUGUAGGGUUAAGCAAGCUUUCAAGGGUGGCUGAUGUCUUUGCAAAGCGACUUCAAGACCCACAGCGCCUAGCAGAUGAAGUCUGUUCAGCUCUUCAUCGUUGGAUCGAGCCAGCAGGUGUCGCUGUCGUGCUCGAAUGCUGGCACCCGAGCUUGGAGUCCUUCCUUCCGGACUCCAAUCGUAAAGGAGGAUGGUCGAGGGUUUUCGUCCGAUCGGGUUCUGGUGUUUUUGACAAUGUUGAGGGUGAAAGCUGGAACGACUUUUUGAGCCUUCUGAAGUUGAAGACAGAAAACUCUACAUCUUCAUGGUCUUGGUCGCGAUCUUGUGCUAGUCUGAAGGUUUCUUCUAUAAAUGGACAACUACUCGACUCAAGGAUGGUUGCAGCAGUGGAUUCGAUCCUCAGGUGUUUAGGGGAAGACCCUGUGAGAGAAGAGCUAGUUGGCACUCCGGUUCGUUUCGUGAAGUGGCUGAUGAAUUUUCGAAACACGGGUUUGGAGAUGAAGUUGAAUGGGUUUGUCUAUGGUAGAGGGGUGGAUUCACUGAAGGCUAACAAUAAGGAAGAGCAGUUACAGACCGAGGUAAACUUGUCGUUUUGGUCUCAGUGUGAGCACCAUUUGCUGCCCUUUUAUGGAGUCGUGCAUAUUGGGUACUUCGGGUUCAAUCGUGUUCCCAAGUCCCUUCUGCGAUCGAUAGUGCAUUUUUACGGUUUCAAGCUCCAAGUACAGGAAAGACUGACCAGACAAAUUGCAGAGGUUGUUUCUUCUUUGGUGGGUGGAGAUGUCAUGGUGGUUGUAGAGGCUGCACACACAUGUAUGAUUUCAAGAGGGAUUGAGAAGUUUGGAAGUAGUACUGCCACAAUUGCUGUAUUAGGACGAUUUUCAGCCGACCCUGGUGCAAGAGCCAUGUUUGUGCAGAGCCUCCCAAAUAGUAGUAUUGAGUUGGGACCAUCUUGAUUGAAUCUAGUUAAAACCCACAACAAGUGAGGGUUGGAUUCGAUUGAGGAUUUGAAAUUGAGGGUUUGUGUCAAAUUCUGGGAUUGGGACAACAAAGGACUGGUGAUGAAUUUGGUUUAUUUGGAAAUUUGGAGAUUUGUUGUUUUUAUGUUAAAUUUUAUGAUGGAUUGUGGUUAAUUAUUGGAGACAUGGUACGGAAAAUUAAUGUGUAUAUUCAGAAAAUUAAAUAUGAGAAGAAAGGAAAAAAUAAAAUAAAAAAGAGACAGAAAUCUGACAGCUAAGAGCGCCUACAGAAGCAAAGCACAACCCUUGGCAGUUGCCAAACAGCAGCCGAAACAACCAUUGGAUUUAGUGCUAUACCAGAGAGAGAGAAAAAGGAAAAAGUGGAACUUUGUAUGCCAUUUUUUUUACACAUUCUCUGAAAACAAAGUUCCAUACAUGGGUUUAGAGGUUGCAUAAACCCACCAUAUCGUAAUACACAGGGGUGGAAUUAAGGAGAGUAAUUUGAGGUGUGUCCCAGUAUUUCUUUAAUGGAAAAUUCUUAACUCCAACUUUGGUUGUACGUAGAAGCUCCAACCAUCCAUAUAUGAGUUUAUUAUUAGUAACAAGGUUGGAGCUAAGAAUUUUCCUUCCUUCAUUGUAUAAACUGUCGGGCCGCCAACACCACAACAUGUCAACGAAAUAAAAUAAGGGUGGGCGAACAAUUGAUCGGUCAUAAACCAUACGAGUAGUGUGGUAGCCAAAACUCUUCUACUCAGUUUAUAUUGCUCCUUGUAUAGGUAAAAUAUGUUACGGAUAAGUUAACUAGCUAUAAAAUAGGUACGUAAAGUUUACUUUGUCGCUAAAUUAGAAGUAUGUCUAAACGAUGCUUAGUAUUAAUUAUUUAAUAUAUAUAUAUAUAUAUAUAUAUAUAUAUAUAUAUAUAUAUAUGGUGGCUACUUCGGCGCACUCACUUUUUUGGGUGCACUCAGUGCACCCACUCUAAAAGUGUCCAUAUUACAUCAAAUUUUUAACUUUAAUUAGUACUCUCAAUCUAAUAUGAUGAUAUGACAUAGAAUCAUAACAAAUCAAUCAAUUACCCUCACCCCUUAACCUUCAAUUUUGAAUCCCAAUCCAAAAUCCCAAAUGGUAAACCUAAACCCUAACCCUAAAUCCCUAAAUCCUAAAUCCUUCAAAUUAAAGUAAAUUUUGAAUGAAUUUUUUUUCAAAUUCAUGUGCUUCUUGUUCAUAAUAUCAUAAGCAACAAUUGAUACUGUUUUGACAUGAAUCGCAUGGUUAGAAUGUCAAUUAUGAGGCGGGUGCACUGAGUGCACCGAAUACGCCACCAUAUAUAUAUAUAUAUAUAUAUAUAUAUAUAUAUAUAUAUAUAUAUAUAUAUUCAUUAGCAUUUCCAUUUUUUCUUAAUUUAAAAGAAAUAAUUUGAUUAAUA
Molecule: messenger RNA, 3153 nt
Organism: Linum trigynum
Lineage: Eukaryota; Viridiplantae; Streptophyta; Magnoliopsida; Malpighiales; Linaceae
Source: the annotation of a GenBank genome assembly